Esox lucius (northern pike) is the source of this 699-nucleotide messenger RNA. Its product is annotated as polymeric immunoglobulin receptor-like. Bases 1 to 699 code for a protein of 232 amino acids. The transcript is spliced from 3 exons. NCBI's taxonomy places the organism in Eukaryota, Metazoa, Chordata, Actinopteri, Esociformes, Esocidae. The record is from RefSeq and is a predicted model, not a curated record.
AUGAGGAUCCUGUUGAUAUUCACCCUGCUGGCCUUCAUGACAGGUUGUGUGACCUCCUUCAUAGUGACUGGAUACUCUGGAGGAACUGUCAUCAUCUACUGUUAUUAUAACAUAGAAGAGGAGAGUAAUGGGAAAUAUUUCUGCAUGGGGCAGAACAGUUUAAGUUGUGAGGAGAAAAUAAGAACAAGGAACACCAGCCGGGAGUGGAAUCACAGAGGUAGAGUCUCUCUGUUUGAUAACACUGGGGGAAACUACAUCAUGGUGGUCAUCAGACAACUGACCAGAGAAGAUGAAGGAACCUACCGGUGUGGAGUGGACAAACCUGAUGUACCUGACAGUUAUACCAAAGUGGAGCUGGAGGUCAAGGAAGAUAUAUGCUGUAAUAAGUCCCUCACAGAGAUGGUCUAUCUGGGAGGAGAAGCUAACAUAAUAUGCAACUAUCAAGAGGAACAUGAGUACAGCCCCAAGUAUUUCUGCCAGGAAAGGAAUGAUUUUAAGAAAUGUUCUAACAUCAUAUCUGCUGAUUCAACAUCAAACCAAUUUGGGAGAUUCUCUCUGAUUGACAACCGAACAGAGAAACGCUUCACAGUGACCAUCAGAAACCUGACUGAAGAUGACACUGGGACAUACUGGUGUGGAGUACACAAAAAUUACAUUUCAUUGAUUACUAAAGUACAGCUCAGUGUGAUUGGUAAGUAA